Molecule: messenger RNA, 709 nt
Organism: Juglans regia (Persian walnut)
Lineage: Eukaryota; Viridiplantae; Streptophyta; Magnoliopsida; Fagales; Juglandaceae
Product: late embryogenesis abundant protein 2-like
Exons: 2
Coding region: 84-443 (119 amino acids)
Source: RefSeq, a predicted model, not a curated record
AAGUUCUAGUACUGUUACGCAAAGUUUUCUUAGUUCACAGAGAGUUGUCUGAAGUAGUAGUACAAUCACCUUUGAAGGAAAAUAUGGCAUCCCGUGAUCUGAGUUAUCGAGCUGGUGAAACCAAGGGCCAAGCUGAGGGGAAAGCCAACCAGACGAUGGUUGCUACGAAGGAGAAGGCCCAAGAAACCGGUGAAGCUGCCAAAGGGAUUACCUCAAGAGCAGCCCAGUCUGUGAAAGAGUCCAAGGACCAAACCGGAAGCUACCUCUCUGAGAAGACCGGGGUCGUAAAGGAAAAGGCCUCCGAAGCCGCGGAGUCAGCGAAGCCGAAGGAUCAGGCUGGCCCUGGAAUACUCCAACAGACCGGGGAGCGUGUGAAGAACAUGGCCCAAAGUGCGGCGGAUGCGGUGAAGAAUACGGUUGGCAUGGGCAAAGAAGGCGAAUGAUGCUGAGGAUGAUAAUAGCCCUCAUAAUAACGAGGGAAACUAUAAAUAAUAAGGACGAUAUUUUGAAUUUGGGAAUGGAAGUCUGCUGCCUGUCUCUUUUGUUCUGUAAUCUAUCUUAAUUUAGUUGUUUGGGCAUGUUUGGUCGAAGUCCUUUGCUUUCGAUCUCCAUUCGGUGAAAGGGAGACGUUAUUUCAACUUAGAAAGAAAUCACAUGUAAUCGUAUUGGCUUCACUUUCCGUUCUUCUUUUUAAAUUGUUAUUCGUUCU